This is a messenger RNA of Racocetra fulgida, 462 nucleotides long. NCBI's taxonomy places the organism in Eukaryota, Fungi, Glomeromycota, Glomeromycetes, Diversisporales, Gigasporaceae. The record is from the annotation of a GenBank genome assembly.
AUGCCAAGUCAGACUGACAAAAACGAAUAUGAUACUUUAUUUGAACUUUAUUCUGCGUUAAAAGAUGAAAAUGAACAACUCAAGAAUAAAGUUAAACAAUUGGAAAAUCAACUCAUAUGUUUACAAUCAUUGACAAACAAUAAAUCAAUAUUAAUUGUUGGAGCCGGCGGUUUGGGUGCACCUGCAGCAUUGUAUCUUGCAGCAGCUGGUGUUGGUAAUGAGCUGCUUUGUCAACUGUCUUAUUUUGCUUUAAGAGCCAAAGGCAUCCCACAUGUCCUUAUUGAUGUACGUGAACCUGUUCAGUUUGAUAUUUGUAAUUUACCUGGCUCACUGAGUAAGGGUAAUGACUCUCAACUUGCUGUUCAAGCAUUAAAAAAGACUUUGCAAGGAGAAAUAAAGGAUGUUAUUGGAGGAUUAUAUCGGUGGGCUAAGGAUAUCGAUCGUGAAUUUCCUAUAUACUGA